Miscanthus lutarioriparius is the source of this 1782-nucleotide messenger RNA. Lineage: Eukaryota; Viridiplantae; Streptophyta; Magnoliopsida; Poales; Poaceae. The record is from the annotation of a GenBank genome assembly.
AUGGACAAGAGUACCAGCAGAAGGAAGAAGAAGUUUCUCUUUCCAAAACUUCACGGAACAAAAGAUGGGAAUGCCUCACCAAGACAUAGCACCACAGCGUACUGCAUCGACUCCACAGACAAUACUAUUGGUUUUUCAGUUGAUUUGAAGGAGUCCCCAGAACGGUCGUCAGUGGCUUCCCCGUCAGCAUCAUCCUCAUUCUUCUUCAAAAGUCUUUCGGAAAGUAGAAGUCUAAAAUUUGGCGGUUUUGGUUCUCCUGCAACAACCAAUACUACUCAUAUGGAAGCUUUCAGGGUAUUUGCAGCCACAUGGAACGUUGCCGGAAAAACCCCGGACAGGGAUCUCAAUCUGAAUGAUUUCCUGCCUUCUGAUGACUAUUCUGACAUUUAUGUGCUAGGGUUCCAAGAAGUGGUCCCCCUGAACGCCGGCAACGUCCUGGUGAUCGAGGACAACGAGCCGGCGUCGAGAUGGCUGGCGCUCAUCAACCAGGCGCUGAACCGGCCAUCGCCGUCUUCCGACGCCUCCGCCGUGUCGGAAGCUUCAGCCAGCAGCUACUCGUUCAGCCGGUCCCUGGACACGGCCGCGGCGGCGGCGGCGGCGGCGGCGCCGUCCCCGGCGGCUUCGGCUCUCCAGACGCCGAGCACCAGCCCCCUGGACCCGGCCCGAUUCCACAAGUCUUCGAACAGGGAGAUCCGGCGCGCCGCCAUCACCCGCGGGCGGCGGCUCAAGGCGUGCACCUGCCCGUCGUCGGACCACCUCCACUGGCCGCCGCGGAGGAGGCAGCCAUAUUGCAGGGCGCCCUGCCUGAUGGGCUGCGGCGGCGGCAGGAGCGCGAGCGCCGCCGCCGUGGAGGGCGACUCGACGACGUCGGACGACGACGAGGAGGACGAGGAGGUCCGGGCCAGCAGCUUCGCGGCGUCCGACGUGAUGACCAAGAGCCCCGCCGCAGCCGGGGCGGCUGCGGGGGCCGCGGUGGCGGGGCGGCGCGAGUGCUACUGCCUGGUGGCGUGCAAGCAGAUGGUGGGGCUGUUCGCGACGGUGUGGGUGAGGCGCGGGCUGGUGCCCCACGUCGGCCAUGUCCGCUUCUCCUGCGUCGGCCGUGGCAUCAUGGGCUACCUCGGCAACAAGGGGUGCAUCUCGGUGAGCAUGUCGCUGCACCAGACGAGCCUGUGCUUCGUGUGCAGCCACCUGGCGUCAGGGGAGAAGGAAGGCGACGAGCUGAGGCGGAACUCCGACGUGGUGGAGAUCCUCAAGAACACGCAGUUCCGCCGCCUCUGCAAGCGCUCCGGCCGCCGGAUCCCCGAGCGAAUCCUCGACCACGAUCGUGUGAUCUGGCUAGGCGAUCUCAACUACCGGAUUGCUCUGAGCUACACGGAGGCCAAGAAGCUCGUCCAGGCCAACGACUGGGGCGCUCUCUUCGAGAAGGAUCAGCUCAAGACUGAAAGGGAGAGCGGGGUCUUCAGAGGGUGGAACGAGGGCAAGAUCUUCUUCGCCCCCACCUACAAGUACUCGUGGAACUCCGACACCUACGCCGGCGAGGACGUGGCGUCCAAGAAGAAGAGGAGGACGCCGGCAUGGUGCGACCGGAUCCUCUGGCACGGCGAAGGGAUAGUGCAGCUGUGCUACGUCCGCGGGGAGUCCAAGUUUUCCGACCACCGCCCUGUCUGCGGCGUGUUCAUCGUCAAGGCCGCGGUCCCCGACAACAACAACAGGCUUGUCAAGUUCGCGUCAGGCCCCAACAUGAAAGUUGGCGCGGAGGAACUCCUGCUCGCCUCCAAGUAG